CAUUUCCUCUAAGACAGGCCAAGAUGAGGAGCUGGUGGCUGUCUCUGCUGCUCGUCUCUGCUGUCACUUUACACGGCUGUCUCUCUGACACUGCAGAGCCUGAGGUCCAAGAUGGAAGAUCUAUAGGAGACAUCAUUGACCUCUACAACCAGAGGGAGGGGGUCACAUACUUAUAUAAAUCCCUGGACCAGCUGCCCCCUGUUCCAAUGGAGGAAGAUGAAAAUCCGAACAGAAGAGGCUUUAUUAUUAAAGAGACGGUGUGCCUCAAAACCGAGAAUCCUGAUUUAUCGCAGUGUGAUUUCAAGCACGACGGAGAUGUAAAGAUCUGUUCUCUGGAUUUGGGUGAUGAGGAUCCUGAGGAUAUAAUGUGCAUCAGUCUGAACAAGGAGGUCCGUGUGAAGCGGUCCAACAGAAGGAAACCAUGCAGGGGAAGGUCUUGCAGCCCGUGGCUAAGAGGAGGUUAUACUCUUAUCGGCAGACCCGCUAAAAACCAAAACAGACCUACCUUCAUAACGGUGUGAAGAUCUGCAGUCAACGAUGGAACGAGAUCUGAGAUUGUGGCUUAUGACAAGCACAUUACUGUUAUAAAGCUUUACUAGUUAUUAUUAUCAGGUGCGAGGUGGCACAUUGCGAAUCCCUCCUUACUUCUCCUGACCUCUCCCAUCUUCACUCUGGUCUGUGGAGGAGAGAUUUCAGGAGUUUCAGCUUGCUAUGAGAUCAGCCAUGUUCUGUCUGUGGAACGUUCUGAAUGGAUACAAUGUUACAAAUAAACGUAGCAACAAAUAA
Molecule: messenger RNA, 786 nt
Organism: Bufo bufo (common toad)
Lineage: Eukaryota; Metazoa; Chordata; Amphibia; Anura; Bufonidae
Product: cathelicidin-6-like
Exons: 4
Coding region: 24-521 (165 amino acids)
Biological process (GO): defense response
Cellular component (GO): extracellular region
Source: RefSeq, a predicted model, not a curated record